This is a messenger RNA of Paraphaeosphaeria sporulosa, 429 nucleotides long. RefSeq lists its product as uncharacterized. The coding region runs from base 1 to 429 and encodes 142 amino acids. The transcript has a single exon. The record is from RefSeq and is a predicted model, not a curated record. NCBI's taxonomy places the organism in Eukaryota, Fungi, Ascomycota, Dothideomycetes, Pleosporales, Didymosphaeriaceae.
AUGCCGCCACCCGCACCCACACCUAUGUCGGCAAACACCACACAUUUCUCACUCCACCACCCUUCUAAACUCGUCAACCUCCGCCCGAAUACCUGGCUCGCUCUCGAAACGCUUAUCGAGUUCAUUGUUCUCUCCUAUCUCACCUGGGCGUUAUUCUACCUCAUCUAUCUUUGGAUAUGCGGUGCGGUUUGGUCAGUGAAAGGGCUGAGAGAACUCACGGGGAGGCGAAAAAGAGGUAAGGAGGGGAAGGAGCAACGGCGAAUAGAGGAGAUAACAGAGGAGGUAACAGAAACAAACGAAGGGCACUAUGCGCCUACAGUUCAACAAACAGAGGAUAACGGCGUCGAGGAUAACAACAUUCGGGAAACACCGAACGACGCCGGCACGCAUGAACACACCACAGGGCGUCGACGACGCAUGACGCUGUGA